AUGCUGUCAAUACGCGCCGCGACGCUCGCUCGUCGUGUGCCCAUCCUCAGUCGUCAAAUCGUCCCUACCAGGGCAUAUGCCACCGAACCCUCUGCCAACCCUGCAUCGAGCUUCUACAAGACUUUUUCGCGACCUAUAGCCAAGGUCAUGAUUCUCGCCGUCUUCACCUACCAGGUCGCGUAUUGGUCCUGGAUCAAGCUCGAGGCCGACGAGGCGCGCGAAAAGAUUGAUGCCGAGAUUGAAACUCUGGAAAAGAAAGUAGAAGAAUACAAGGAGGCCAAGGCUGCUGGUAAAAGUAGCUCUAAAUAG
This is a messenger RNA of Cordyceps fumosorosea ARSEF 2679, 309 nucleotides long. RefSeq lists its product as hypothetical. The record is from RefSeq and is a predicted model, not a curated record. The coding region runs from base 1 to 309 and encodes 102 amino acids. NCBI's taxonomy places the organism in Eukaryota, Fungi, Ascomycota, Sordariomycetes, Hypocreales, Cordycipitaceae. The transcript has 3 exons.